Molecule: messenger RNA, 2769 nt
Organism: Owenia fusiformis
Lineage: Eukaryota; Metazoa; Annelida; Polychaeta; Sabellida; Oweniidae
Source: the annotation of a GenBank genome assembly
AUUUUACCUGACACAAGAAUGGGCAUUUAUUCAAAGAUUUGAGAAAUACUAAGAUUUCAGAUUUCUAAAAACAAUUUUAGUAUCUGUAGAGAUUGAUAUGAAUAAAGAUUUACAAUAAGCAUUAGAGGGGAUGUGCAGGGAAGAAUACAAAAUUAUUUGAUGCUGAAAGCAUCAUAAGGGACUAUAUACAAGAAGCACCACAAAUCUGUGAAAUAAAGAAAAUAAAUAAUUGGAAAUUCCAAACAGCACCAAAGGACUUGGAUGAGCAAAAAAUUCAAAAGUGAAAUCCACACACUUUGACAACUAAACAGAAUCAAAAUUAACAUUAUGAUGUGUCAGAAACCUGAACCUGCCUAGCCAUGGUUUCUAGGAUAAUUUACUUGUUCAAGACAAUAAUGUAUUUAUUGAUUGUAGUCAUAUAAGUGACUUUAAAGCACAAUGACUAGAAUACAGAUAUAUUUCAGUUGAACACAAGCACAGGGACCAUUGAAUAAGAAAGUGUGGCUAUUAUUCAAAAGCCAAAUGGUACAAAUACUACAGUGCCUUCUCUCUAAUAUCGACUUAUUACGUGCAUUAAAUAUAAACUUAGUGAUAUGAACAUAGUGAUGACUUAAUCAAUACAAAUAACAGUGUGAUCAUAUUUUACACAAAAGCUACAGGAAGUUAAUCUUAAUCAAAAUUGGCCACAUAUUUAAAGAUUUGAGAAAUAUUGAGAUUUCAGAUUUCUAAGAAAAAGAUUUACAAUAAACAUUAGAGGAAAAGCAAAGUGAAGAAUAAAAACCAUCUUAUGAUGAAUCAUAAGUGACUUUGAGAGAAGUGCUACAAGAACAAAAAACAGGGAAUAUAGAAAAUAAAUUAUUUUAUUUCGCAAGAAGGACCAAGAGACUUAGAUGAGGAAAUAUUAAAGGAUAAGUGAAACCCAUAAAGUGGCUUGACAAUGGAAUCACAAGUGAUACUUAUUGAUGACUAAAAUUUACAAGUAUAUGAUUAUCAUGAUCACAAUACUAAGUUGACUUAAAAAAGCACAAUAACUGGAAUAUAGGUACCUUCAAGUUAAAAACAAUUGGAACAAAAAAACAUUAAAAACACUCAAGAGAUGACAGUAAAAAGUUUACUGAGUGACUUUGCAAAAACUACAACUGGCCAUGGCUGGGGAAAUGUUCAUGAAAGAAAAUCUAUGUGUACAAAAGUAGCAUGGUUAAUUUUCUGUAUAGCAAGUACACUUGCCUCUGUGGGCCAUGUCACAUCAAUCAUCUACAGGUACAGUCUCUUUGAGACAAAGGACAGAGUGUUAGUUCAACGCCAAGAUCUUUUAUUUCCCUCAGUGACAAUAUGUCCACUGACCCAGAUGUCUAAGCAAGGUGUCGUGAAAUUUGCUCAAGAUACCACAGAUGAAGAUGAAACAGUUUUAUCUAUAUCUGCUUUACAAUUGUUUCUUAUAGACAUGGUUCAAAUAGACAAGAACUUGUCCUUAUUAAAUGAGGUAUCCUCAGAAAGACAGCAAUUUUACGAAAAGUUCUACAACAGGCUGUAUACCUACGAGGGUUUUUAUGAGAACAUACCAACAAUCACAAAAUAUGGCCAUAAGAAACAUGACUUUAUCUCAUCCUGCAUGUAUCAAGGAAAAUACUGUUCUGAUGGAGAUAUCCAUUCAGUUAUACAUAGUCAUUAUUAUAACUGUUUUACAUUUAACGACAUCAAUACCACACUUUCGAACCCUUACAGCAAUACAACUGGCCCAACAGGUGGCCUUUCCCUGCAAUUAUUUCUAGACAUUGACGAGAAUAUAUAUGCGAUUUACAACCCAGAAUACCCAACUUCUGGGAGUCAAGGGGUUAGAGUUGUUAUACACGAGAAAGGGACACUACCAGAUCCAGAAAACGAAGGAUUUGAAAUUGAACAGGGCCAUUCUGCUAAUGUAGCAUUGUCUGUUACUCGACGUGAAUUGAUGAAACCACCUUGGGGUGAUUGCACUGAGCAUCCUCUAUUAGAUGAAGAUGGGUUCACAUUCAACACACGGGCUUGUCAAAUGAGAUGUCUCCAAAAGAUGGUUUAUAAAUCAUGUGGAUGUAAACGUGGAUCAUUACCCAUGUAUCCAGAUGUUGAAAAUGUACAAUUUUGUGACAAAAUUCAGAUUAACGAAUGGUUAGAUGAAAAUCCUAAUACAACAGCACUACUCAAUGACUUGGAGAAGCUCCAGUGUAGCAUGACAGAAUACGAUUGGGAUGUUGUACUUGGCCAAGAUCACUGUCAAUGUAAGGACAACUGCAGCUACAACACAUAUGACAUGACACUCUCACAAUCCCAAUGGCCAAAACAGGGGGUAGAACUUGACUUUUAUUGCCGCAAGAUUAUACACCUCCCAAAUUAUAACAACUCCAGUGUUUAUAAAGCUUUCCAUGAUCAAAUGGAACCAUUGUGCACAAACAUGUAUUCUAAUUCUACGUAUACAAAGUGGAAUGAAGUGAAACAAGAAGUUGGAGAUCGGCUACGAGAAAAUUUUAUCCGCUUAAAUGUGUACUUCAAAGAUUUAGAGACAAAAAUAAUUAGACAGGAACCUGAUUUUGCACUUGGAUCUAUGAUAUCAGAGAUUGGUGGAAGUCUUGGAAUAUUUAUUGGAGUGUCUAUAAUUACCAUUGCUGAGGUUUUCAUACUUUGCUUAAGUAUUAUAAGGGUAUUAGGAAAAAAGUCAAAAGUCAUGUCAAUACAAGAUCCAAAUGGUGUAAAUCAUGAGAAACAGUGGCCCUAGGUAUCUUCGUGAUUGUGUCU